Molecule: messenger RNA, 1065 nt
Organism: Emys orbicularis (European pond turtle)
Lineage: Eukaryota; Metazoa; Chordata; Testudines; Emydidae
Gene: POPDC1
Product: blood vessel epicardial substance
Exons: 7
Coding region: 1-1065 (354 amino acids)
Biological process (GO): regulation of membrane potential; striated muscle cell differentiation; heart development
Cellular component (GO): sarcolemma
Molecular function (GO): cAMP binding
Source: RefSeq, a predicted model, not a curated record
AUGAAUACUACAGAAAUCAAUUCAUUCACCGUGACCCCAUUAGGUUUUAUACCAGAUUUCAAAAAUGCCACCUUUGUACCUGUCAAUGAGACUGCGUGUGAAAACUGGGGUGAGGUUCAUCAUCUGGUUUUUCAUGUGGCAAAUAUCUGUUUUGCAGUUGGAUUGGUUAUUCCAACCACUUUGAAUUUCCAUAUGAUCUUCCUGCGAGGCUUGCUUGCUACAGGAUGUGUACUUUUCAUCAUCUGGGCUAUGCUGUACCGUUGUGCCUUGGAUAUAAUGAUCUGGAAUUCGGUGUUCUUGGUUCUCAACUUCUUGCAUUUUAUAUAUCUACUGUACAAGAGAAGACCGAUCAAGAUAGAGAAGGAGUUCAGUAGUCUGUACAAGAGAAUGUUUGAACCACUCCAUGUACCUCCAGAACUGUUCAAGAGAUUAACUGGACAAUUCUGCAACAUUCAGACUUUAAAAACAGGUCAAGCAUAUGCUGCAGAGGACAAAACAUCAGUUGAUGAUCGACUAAGUAUCCUGCUAAAGGGAAAAAUGAAGGUCUCCUAUCGAGGGCAUUUUCUGCAUAAUAUUUACCCCUGUGCCUUUAUAGAUUCUCCUGAAUUUCGAUCAACUCAGAUGAACAGGUGUGAGAAAUUCCAGGUCACCAUUACUGCAGAUGACAACUGUAAGUUUCUGUGCUGGUCCAGGGAACGACUGACUUACUUUCUGGAAUCUGAACCAUUCCUUUAUGAAAUAUUUAGGUAUCUUAUCGGUAAAGAUAUUACAAACAAACUCUACUCAUUGAAUGAUCCAACACUAAGUGAUAAGACUUCCAAAAAAAUGGAGCAGCAGCCGAGCCUUUGCUCACAGCUCUCUGUGAUGCAGAUGAGAAACAGCAUGGCUAGUUCCAGUGACAGUGAAGAUGGCUUGCAGCAGUUUCUUCGUGGGUCUUCCACCGCUUCCUCUCUUCGCCACACAUCUCCCUAUAUGAGAACUUCGGCAAAAAUGAAACCAAUAGAAGAAAGUGGUGAAGAUGAUGUCUUUGAACUACCCUCUGUUGUUCAGCCUGAAGUUCAGUGA